This is a messenger RNA of Papilio machaon (common yellow swallowtail), 4974 nucleotides long. RefSeq lists its product as uncharacterized. Gene Ontology annotation, molecular function: zinc ion binding. Gene Ontology annotation, biological process: regulation of DNA-templated transcription. The record is from RefSeq and is a predicted model, not a curated record. Gene Ontology annotation, cellular component: nucleus. The transcript is spliced from 12 exons. Bases 222 to 4475 code for a protein of 1417 amino acids. NCBI's taxonomy places the organism in Eukaryota, Metazoa, Arthropoda, Insecta, Lepidoptera, Papilionidae.
AGAAUUAUUACCAGUUGUGUAGGCAGGUAAAUUUUGUCGCUUUGCUGAGUUAAAUUUAUUUUUCUUUAAUGGUUUUCAAGACGAAAAUGACAUUGUAAUACCUUGAAUAAUACCAAGAAAAUUCUGCUUCAACUUCAAAAUAAUAAAUGUGGUCAAUAAUGAAUUGCAAAAGAUAAUUUAAACUUCUGUAAUGAAUCUGUUAAUGUUUCUGAGAUCGAGAAAUGGACAGGCAGCAGACUAGUGCACUUCAAAACUUUGACGAUCCAAAAACAGAUAUAUUAAAAAAAAGAUUAUUAAAGACUUCUAACUCAAACGUUAGUGGUGUUUUUUCACAAAAUAGUUCGCAGAAUAAUGUACUGUUGAACACAUUGCGCGCGCCAAUCUCGAGCAGCAUGAUCGUGUCCUCAAUGCAGGCGCCGCAAAGCUCGAUGCCGAUCACUCAUAACUUAGUAACACAUUCAAUAGCUCCUGUGAAGAUUCAUCCAAAUAAUUCCCCAUAUCCUCUGCAGCUGUCCACGGUACAUGUGCCAGUGCAGAUACCUGGUUCUACUUCUAACAUAAAUGUGCCCGUUCAACUCUCAGCAGCUACAAACUCUAUGCCAUUACAAAUAACACCUGUCAGUCUUCCCUUACAAGUUUCUGGUACAACCAAUGUACCCGUCCAGUUACCAGCCGGAGAAACAAUAAAUGUUCCACUGCAGUUACCACCGGUUAGUCAAAAUAUACAGAUAGGUGGACAAGCAUUGCCUCCUAUGCCACUUUUACAAAACGCACACAGUUCAAUAUUCCAUGUUCACAUGGGUUCAAAUGCGAGACCCCCAAAUAUUGAUGUAAAUUCUGACAUGAGUGUGUCAAGUUCAACACAGCCUUAUCUUCCUGAUUCAACAAUUCAAGUCAAAAUGAACAACCAGACAUCAGUAGGUCAAGUUGUCUCAAAUUCUGGUAUGGUACAAAUACCAAAUACAUCCAACAGUUCAAUACAAUUAUCAUUACCAAAUGCUGGUAAUUCUGGAACAGUGCAGCUUCGAGGUGCACCAAGAAGUGUGCCACAUGUUGUGUAUAUACAGACACCUACUGGAUUGAAACCUGUCACUAACACGGAAGUUAUAAGCCAAGCCAGCACUAGUGGGAACCCACCACAGAUCAUAGUAAGGAGACCAGUUGCUAAUAAUUCAAACAUUCAUUUGAUAUCAAAUGUAAAUAAACCCACAAUUGCUCAAAUGCCCAAACCAAAGCCAUCAAUACUGGCACCAGCAAAUGCUUCUCAACCUAUUGUCAUCCAGAAACCAAAAGCAAGUGAUAAAAUGAUGGUCCCAGUGAGCAUAGCUCCCGUAACACAAGGCAAACAGGCCAUUGCAUAUUUGGGGCCCGUAAAGAAAAAUACUAAAAACAUAUCAGAAAAUCAAUCCAUCCUAAUAUCGAGCAAUCAACCAGCUCAAAACUCGAAUAAUCAAAAACUCUUCUUGACUCCGAUGAAUAUGCCCAAAAUGAAUAAUACAAAAUUUAUUUUACCAGUUACGUUACCAGCCACCAUGGCUUCAAAGGGUCCGAUUAUAAAUUUACAAAUAGCCAAUGGACAGAUACAAAAUGAUCCUCAAGGAAACAUUACGGUUAUGAGAGAUACUGCCCCUAUGGAUACAUCUGAUAUGCCACUGGUGACACCUUUAUCAAAUCUGGUAAAUGGUAAGGACAUUGCAGUUAAUCAGAGUAUACAAGAUAAAUCCUGUGCCAUAUCAAUACAGGGCUCACGAGCUGAGCCUACCGGUGAACAAGGUGAAUAUACUUUGUCCAUACCAGAAACAAAUGCCUCUAUGAAUGAUGAUAUUUAUACUGUAUCCAUAGAGGAUGAAGGCGGGCAAACACAUGAAAAAUCUUUUACUUUAGCAAUACCAGAGAAAAGUAAGAGUUUAUUAAACAAAAACAUCAUAGAUAGAGAUAUCGGACCUCCUGCUGUGGCAGCUCCCGCUAUUCUUCGACGCUCUUAUUCCGAUACUAGUGACAGAAAAGUGUCCAAUGCAAGUAUGAAAAGACGCAUAUCGCUGUGUAAUGAAAAUUAUACAAAGAAACUCACUAAGGAGACCUUUACACAAAUAAUAGAAAAAUCAGAAGUAACAGAUUCAGAGAACAAUGAUGAUCAUCGUGUGCCUUCUUUGUUCUGUGACGAAAAGCUAGACAAAGAACUAGAUAUCAAAAUAACCACUGAAGAUUCGGACUCUGAAGAUGAUAAAAAUAAAAUUAAAUUGAUCCCCGAGGUAAGCGUUAAUAUUACGUACGAAAGCUUAGAUGAAGAUAAUUCAAGGAAAGGACAAGAGAGUAGUGAACCCACUUCGGAGGAAGACCCUCCAGGUUUGAUAUGGAAUAAUGGUGUUGCUCACUUGCAGGGCAGCGGCCUACAGUUUCAAACUAAUGAGUUUGGCUUAAUUGAUUUGAUAUCUAGCAACGGUAAUGUUAAGGAAUCAUCUAAUAUUGGAGCUAAGUAUAAUUCCCCAAUAAAGCAGGACAACGGGAACACCGCCAGGGAAAAGAAGCCCACCUCUCCGGAGGAUCUGUACCGUUGCGAAGUGUGCGGGUGUCACGGCAUGGCGGCGGAGUUCAUCACACCAAAGUUCUGUAGCUUGACUUGCCAAGAGGAGAUGCGGAAGGUUACCCAGAAGAAGAGGGAUAAAGAAAGACUUGAGAAUGCAAAAAAGAGAAAUAAAAUAAAGAAGUUGCUAAUGAGAAAACAAGCGGAAUCUGAUUUGAUACAAGACAGUAAAGAUAAAGUUUCACCGGGAUACGAAUCAAUGCCGAGCGAUAUCCAAAUGUCGGAAGUUCCAUUGCUUCAAAUGACUGAAGAUUACGAAGAUGAGAAAUAUCCUUGGAUGUGCGGUAAAAAUGGAUUCUCAUGGAUGCGUUAUUUAGAUAUAUGUAAGGCGAAAGCUGCGCCUGUGAAAUUAUUCAAAGACCCGUUCCCAUACAACCGGAAUGGAUUCAAAGUUGGGAUGCGUUUGGAGGCAAUAGAUCCUCAGCACCCGUCGCUGUUUUGUGUGGUGUCGGUGGCUGAGGUGCAAGGCUACAGGAUGCGUUUACAUUUCGACGAGUACCCUGACGUGUACGACUUCUGGGUGAAUGCAGACUCAAUAAACAUAUUUCCCCCGGGCUGGUGUGAGAAGAACGGACGAGCCUUGAAGCCUCCUGCCAGCUACACAUCCUCGUCUUUCUUUUGGCCUUUAUAUCUGAAGAAAUUGAGGGCUGUCGGCGCACCAAAACAUCUGUUUCCACAUGUGACUACAACGAUGGUGAAGCCGAACGGUUUCCGUAUCGGUAUGAAGCUGGAGGCGGAGGACGUGCAGAACGAGAUGGUGUGCGUUGCGAGCGUGGCCGACAUGCUGGACAACCGGCUGCUGGUCAGCUUCGACAGCUGGGACCACGUGUAUGAUUACUGGGCCGAUCCAACCUCGCCAUACAUCCACCCCGUGGGCUGGGCUGAGGACCACGGGUACACCCUCACGCCGCCCAAUGACUACAAGGAGGCGGAGACGUUCAGCUGGGAGGCGUACCUGGCGGAGACGGGCGCCGCGGCCGCGCCCCCCCGCGCGUUCCGCCCCCGACCCCCGCAGGGCUUCAAGCCCGCCAUGAAGCUCGAGGUGGUCGACCCUAGGGUGCCAUUCCUGAUCCGCGUGGCGAGCAUCAGCGAGGUGAAGGGGCACCAGGUCCGCGUCACAUUCGACGGCUGGCCCGACACUCUCUCCUGCUGGCUUAGCGACGAUUCGCCCGACAUGCAUCCCGUCGGCUGGUGCCUCAAGACCGGGCACCCCCUCGAGCCGCCUCUAACGGAGGAGGAGCGCAGCGUGAGCGGUCCGUGCGGCGUGGGCGGGUGUCGCGGGCUGGGCUCCGUGCGGGGCGGCGCUCACAAGCAGCACGCCGCCGCCUCCGCCUGCCCCUACAGGCCGCGCGCGCCGCUAGACCCGCCCGACAGGCUCGCGCCCCGAGCCAACAACAAGUCCAACAAGGUACAAGUGCAGAACAACACACCCACCAACGACGCGCCCAAAGAAAAGUUGCCUCGCGGUCGACCACCGAAGCAUAAACGCGUUGAAGUUAUGAAAAAUGAGCAUUGUUCGGACGAGGAGUCGUCAUCUAGCGCGGCGGGGUGCGGCGGCGCCGGCGGCGGCAAGCGGUGGCGGGGCGGCGGCAGUGCGGGCGGAGGGAGGGACGUGUCAUGGCCGCAGCCCCCGCGUGCGCUGCUCGCUGCACACAUCUCCGAGCUAGCACUCUCACACGACCCCGUGUCCUGGUCCCAGAGCGAGGUGGAGGCGCUGGUGAGCCGCGUGGCGGGGCGAAGCGCGGGCGCGGCGGCGGCGGGCGCGCGGCUGUCGGGCGCCGAGCUGCUGAUGGCGUCGUGCGAGGAGCUGGUGGCGUGCCUGCGCCUGCGCCUCGGCCCCGCUGUCAAGGUGUACGCGGCCGUGCGCCAGCUGCGCGACUCGCUCACCUGACCCUCGGUCGCCUGCCACGCCAUUACAGUCUUUAUGUAAACUACAUACGGACCUGUAUGGCACAAAACGUAGACUAAGAUGGACUGUUCAAUUACCUAAAGAAUUCGGCGUGAAAUAAAAUGAAGUUGACCGUUCACCCACCGAAUGCGUUGCCACAUUUUUUUGUUAUUUAAAACCGAUUUGUGAUGAUUUAAGUGUAUACUCACAAACUUUGGUUAUGAAGAAGAAUACCGGUUUAGUUUUACUUUUAAAAGUUUUUACUGAUAUUUUUAUUAGAUAGUGGUGAAGGUGCAAGUUGGAACACUUUAUUGUUUUGAAUGUUACAAACUGUUUCCGUGACUGUUCAGUGUACAUUGGUAUUAUUUUUGAACUGUUGCAUCGAACUUUUAGCAAUUUGACAAUGAAAUUUAUUGUGACAGUGAAGUAGUGAAGUGUAUUUAAGAUUCGCCAUCAUGAAUUAUUUAUAAGUUGUACAAGUGUACACCGUUGAAUGUUAAAC